Messenger RNA from Poecilia latipinna (sailfin molly), 1176 nucleotides. RefSeq names its product FRAS1-related extracellular matrix protein 1-like. The transcript is spliced from 5 exons. Bases 1 to 1068 code for a protein of 355 amino acids. Gene Ontology annotation, biological process: anatomical structure morphogenesis. The record is from RefSeq and is a predicted model, not a curated record. NCBI's taxonomy places the organism in Eukaryota, Metazoa, Chordata, Actinopteri, Cyprinodontiformes, Poeciliidae.
AUGCCGUUCCUCAUUUACCCACUAGAGGGCAGCAGCCCGUGUGACUCAGACCAUUUGCAGAUGGAGCUCAUUGAGCUGCAGAGUGACGCAGAGAGCCACGCUAACACCCAUUCUGUUGCAUGUUUUCACAGGUUUGUUAUAAGCAACGGUAAGACUAACCGAAUUGGAAGCUUUGAGCUGUGCGUGGAAAUUGUGGAUCGUGUUCUGCCAUCGCUAACGUCCAACAAAGGUCUCCAGGUCCCACAAGGUUCUGCCAGGAGCCUUGGUCCAGAACUCCUCUCCUUAUCUGACCCUGACACUCCACCCAGUGCUCUGACUUUUGUUCUGCGACAGCCUCCACAGUACGGGAAGCUGGUACUAGCCGGUGUCACACUGACUGCUGGCUCAAACUUCACACAGAAACAUAUAAAGGAGCUGGAGGUAACAUAUAGACAUGAUGGAGGACCAUCACAGAUUGACCGAUUUGCUUUUACAGCAUCCGACUCCUCCAGACGAGGCUUUCUGCUUGAUGGACAGCUGCAAACAGAGCCUGUGUUUUUCACCAUUCAGAUCAAGCCUUUGGAUAAAUCUUCACCAGAAGUAAUAAGGCUAGUCCCACUUUGGAAACCAGAGCUUUUACCCGAUGGCAGAUAUGUGAUUUUUGUGACUUCUCAAGAGCUGAAGGCUCAGGAUAGUGGUAGCAGAGAAGAAGAGCUGAUAUUCUGCAUUGUUCGUCCACCAUAUUUUGGCUACCUUGAAAACAUUACCACAGGUAUGUUUGUGUCAGAGCGUUUCCCUCAGAUAGAGCUUAACAAAAGAACUAUAGCCUAUAUUAUCCAUUCGCAUGGUGAGUAUCUGUCAGACAGCCUGGAGUUCAAAGUGUCUGAUCCUUUAGGCAACAUGGGGCCCUCUCACAUCCUUGAAUUCCAAUGGAGUAGGGUGGAGUUUUCUCUUCCUGAGUUCUCAUCAUGUGAGGAGCAGGGAAAAUUCUCCCUGGACAUCAUUCGAAAUGGAAACUUGGCAGAAUCAUCAUAUGUCACUGUCAAGGUCAAAUUUUUAAAACCCACAGUCAUGCAAACAUUCAGCUAAGUUUGAACUAGGGAUGAACCGAUCCACUUUGUUCACUUCCGAUACGAUACAAAUAUCUGAGGUUCAUUAUCAGCUGACAAAUUCUUAUCAAUACAGAAAAAUAGUAUU